Molecule: messenger RNA, 2053 nt
Organism: Protopterus annectens (West African lungfish)
Lineage: Eukaryota; Metazoa; Chordata; Ceratodontiformes; Protopteridae
Product: zinc finger protein 14-like
Exons: 5
Coding region: 1-1995 (664 amino acids)
Biological process (GO): negative regulation of transcription by RNA polymerase II
Molecular function (GO): DNA-binding transcription repressor activity, RNA polymerase II-specific
Source: RefSeq, a predicted model, not a curated record
AUGGAUCAUUACCUAAGCAUUGAAGAUGCUGUUAGAUUGGAAGAGCACAUUAAACAAGAAUUUGCAAAAUUGCAUCUGUUUCUCCAAGAUAAGGAACAGAAACUCAUCCAACAACUUAAGGAUGAAGAAGAACGUAUUCUAAAAGAAAUGGAAGAAAAUCUUCAUUGCAUAAAACAAGAAAUUAUUUCCUUCAACAUAGAAAUGUCUGAUAGGAACUUGAAACUCCAGAGUAAAGUAACAGAAGCAGCGACUUUGAAAGACAUGGAAGAAAAAUUUGAAUCAGCCAAAAGUGGUGAAAUGGCUAGACAGGAGACAUGUGGCAGUAAUUUGGAGCUCAGAGAACAGCAACCUCUUUGUAUCCUAACAGUACCGGAGACCUUUGAAGAUGUUGCUGUUACUUUCUCAGAAGAGGAGUGGGAGAUGCUAAGAAAACCAGAUAAGGAGAUGUACAAGGAAGUGAUGAUACAGAACUAUGAAACCUUAGUUUCAGUAGGAUACAAAAUCCCUCCAAGAGAGUUAUUACUACUAUUUAAAGCUGAUGAUGCACUGCCGAAUGUUGUAGAGGAAACAAAAACAUCAGAAGAGAAGGAUAAUCCUGAAGGCAACCUACAAAGUGUCAGCAGCACAGAAGAGAAUGCUAGUUACAAUCAGCAGUCAUUGGUUGGGAUGUCUCAGUUGCAUUACACUAAAGAGAACCUGCAGCCAUGUGCUGAGCCUGUGAAUGGAUAUGACAAGCUUCACCUCACUUCACCUCAUUUCAGAAUUCUCAGCAGUCUUCGACAGCAUGUGACCAUCCACAGCAGUGAGAAACUAUAUAAAUGCAUGGAAUGCAGUAAGAGUUUCAGAACUCUCUACAGUCUUAAACAGCAUAAGACCAUUCACUUGGGUGAGAAAGCAUAUAAAUGUGCAGAAUGCAGUAAGUAUUUCAGAACUGUCAGCUAUCUUCGACAGCAUGCUACCAUCCACAGCGGCGAGAAACCAUAUAAAUGCAUGGAAUGCAGUAAGAGUUUCAGAACUCUCUAUAGUCUUAAACAGCAUAAGAACAUUCACUUGGGUGAGAAACCAUAUAAAUGUGCAGAAUGCAGUAAGUAUUUCAGAACUCUCCGCUAUCUUCGACAGCAUGCUACCAUCCACAGCGGCGAGAAACCAUAUAAAUGCAUGGAAUGCAGUAAGAGUUUCAGAACUCUCUCCAUUCUCAAACAGCAUAAGACCAUUCAUCUCAGUCAGAAACCAUAUAAAUGUGCUGUAUGCAGUAAGUGUUUCAGAUCUCGCCACCAUUGUCGACGGCAUGAGACCAUCCACACAGGCAAGAAAUCAUAUAAAUGCAUGGAAUGCAAUAAGAGUUUCAGAACUCACCACGAGCUUCGACGGCACGAAAUCAUCCACACAGGCAAGAAACCAUAUAAAUGCAAGGAAUGCAAUAAGUGUUUCAGAACUCUCUACAAUCUUCAACAGCAUGAGACCAUUCACACAGGCAGGAAACCAUAUAAAUGCAUAGAAUGCAGUAAGAGUUUCAAAGCUCUCCGUUAUCUUCAACAGCAUGCUACCAUCCACAGCGGGGAGAAGCCAUAUAAAUGCAUAGAAUGCAGUAAGAGUUUCAGAACUCUCUCCAGUCUCAAACAGCAUAAGCCCAUUCAUCUCAGUCAGAAACCAUAUAAAUGUGCUGAAUGCAGUAAGUGUUUCAGAUCUCGCCGGCAUUGUCAACGGCAUGAGACCAUCCACACAGGCAAGAAAUCAUAUAAAUGCAUGGAAUGCAAUAAGAGUUUCAGAGCUCUCUACAAUCUGAAACAGCAUAAGCUCAUUCACCUUGGUGAGAAACCAUAUAAAUGUACUGAAUGCAAUAAGUGUUUCAGAUCUCGCCGCAAUUGUCAACAGCAUGAGACCAUCCACAUGGAUGAGAAACCAUGUAAAUGCACUGAGUGUGGUAAGUGUUUCAGACACAACAGCCUAUUAAAAAAACAUCAACUCUCUCACACAGGACUGAAGACUUGGUGAGUACCUUCGUGAGGUGGACCCAGUUUUCACAAAACAUCUCACCAAGAUGACACUGAUA